Drosophila takahashii is the source of this 813-nucleotide messenger RNA. Lineage: Eukaryota; Metazoa; Arthropoda; Insecta; Diptera; Drosophilidae. The record is from RefSeq and is a predicted model, not a curated record.
AUGAAUAAACUCACAGCCAUUUUGGUCAUCGUUCUAGUUACUGGAUCACUGGGAGAACCCACAAAAAUUCGGAAUCCUGGAAGUCAAUCGAUAGACCUAGAAGUCAGCUGUAUCCCACACUUCUUCACUAAUUUGAGGCCGGUGAUGGAUUACAUUGCUGUCAACCAGAAUCGAUGGGAAACCUGUGAGGCGACUAAAGCAAACGACACCCAAAUCCAGCUUGCAUCCCUGCAAGAAUCUGUGACUAACGUAACGUCUUGUUUGGAGGCCAAGGACGGAAGACUGGAGAGGAUGGAGGAGUCUUUAAAGAAGCUAAUCUCGCAUGUUUCCGAGGAGAGACUCAGUAGAUUCGAAAAUAAGCAAUCCGCCCUAGAAAGUAAGCUGAUGAGCUUGGAUGGGCAAUUAACUGACAUAAUGCAUUCACUAAGCUUGAGUAUGAGUUUUCAGAAAGUCAAUUCUAGAUAUUUCUAUUUCAACCGAGAUAUUGAGAAAUCCUGGAGAGAUGCUGAAUUCUUCUGUGUAGAAAAGGGGGGACACUUGGCGACAUUUCAAAACGAAGCAGAGUUAAUGGCCAUUAGCGCAAAAGUCAAUCCCGAUGUCCGAUAUUGGCUAGGAGUUAACGACAGGGCCAAAAAGGGGAAUUUUGUAUAUCUGGACACUGGCAGGAAAGUUUCCUAUUUGAAGUGGUCUCCGGGUGAACCCGAUUAUUGGAACGAUAGACAGCACUGCGUUGUCUUCUAUCAGGGCGCCAUGAGGGUGAAUGAAUGUGAUAAUGAAAACCCUGUAAUUUGUCAAAUAGGAAACGACAUUUAG